This is a messenger RNA of Suricata suricatta (meerkat), 11887 nucleotides long. RefSeq names its product plexin A1 (gene PLXNA1). The transcript is spliced from 32 exons. NCBI's taxonomy places the organism in Eukaryota, Metazoa, Chordata, Mammalia, Carnivora, Herpestidae. The record is from RefSeq and is a predicted model, not a curated record. The coding region runs from base 2995 to 8727 and encodes 1910 amino acids. Gene Ontology annotation, molecular function: protein binding; semaphorin receptor activity. Gene Ontology annotation, cellular component: semaphorin receptor complex. Gene Ontology annotation, biological process: regulation of cell migration; semaphorin-plexin signaling pathway involved in axon guidance; regulation of GTPase activity.
GUUGCUCUCCUGGCCCUUGGGGAGCGAGCCCUGGGUCUCCUCAGCUCCCUGCUGGUUUGAGGGGGGUGCAGGAGAGACCAGGUGCUGCACCAGGCAGCCAAGACUCUGCCCAGCCCUUAAGAAGCACCUAGUCCCAUGCCAGAGGCAGCCAGCGAUCCCCCUUCAGAGUCCGGCUGCACAUGAUCCUGGGAAGGUGGCACAGGAGGCCCAGGAAGGGCGUUUCAGCAGAGGGGACUGGAUAGGCGGAGGUCUGGCAGGCCUCCCUGCGGCCAAGGUGUGUGUUUGGGGAUGGGGGGCAAGUGAGAUGCUGUGGACAAAGCAGGCAGCCCGUUGGCUGGGCUCCCAUGUCCCCAGGUUGUUGCCUGCAUGUACUGAUCCCCCAGGAAGGUCCAUGUAUCUGUAGCAGCUGGCCAGCAGGGGAGGGCACCCCCAGGGGAGGUCUGGGUGGUGGGCACUUUUUGUAAGCAGGCUCCCAGACCCACAGGAUGUGUCUGAUAGGAGAGCAGGAUGGCUUGGGACCACCCCAGGGCCUCUGCUGGGGAAGGUGGGUGACAGUACAGCUCUCUGCUUUGGUUGCUAAUGGGGUGCCUCUGGGCAGGAUGGCAGCAGCCUCCCCAUCCCCCCAUGCCCUAACCUGCCCAAGUCCCAGACUGAUCCUGAGUGGGAGGGCAUGGAGAUUAGGCUCUCCCUCUGUGAAGAGGGCUCUGAAGGCCUUUGUUUCCCAGGGUCAGAAGGAGUGGUGGUGGCUGCAGGGCCCUGGAAGAGGGAAGGGGUUGUUGCUUCCUCCACGCUCUGCUAGGCGGCUGAGCCUGACCUGCCCAGGAAUGGAACCCAUGGUGCUGUGUUCCCAUCCGCCGCUGUCCUGACCUCUCUCUCCCUGACUAACCCCUAGCCGGCACACCCAACACCAUUUCAGCUUCCCCCUUCCCGGUGUGGUCCAGAGUGGGCUGCCCUAUGCCAGGAAACGUGGCCGUUCUCACUGCCUCCGCUGCAUGGUCCGGCAGGUCCCAGUCUCUGGCCUGGACUCCUUCUGGCCUGCUGUCUGAGGUGCCCCCUUCCACACCAGCUCACUGUGUGUCUCGCUCUCUUAGAACAGGUGGAGGGGCCCCUGGAGGAGCCUCCUGGACCACCGUGGCUGGUUCUGCUCUUCCCCUAGAGCCCCUCCCCCAGCCCAGCGCUGUCCUCCGCAGCACCCAGGCUCAGCUUUGGAACGAAUGCCCCCUUUCCUGGGCAGACCAGAGGUCUGGGGGCACAUAUGCCCCAGCAGGCCAGCUGGCUGGCCAUCUAGGCUUCCAUGGGAACAUGGGAUUUCAUCCUGUCCUGCCAGGUGACCUUGGGUCUGUCCAAACCCUGAACUCCAUAACUCAAAGAUAGGGCAAGUGACCUAGAUGUCUUCACCAGUGCACGUGAGAUGGUGGAUGCGAGGGACCUAGCCCUGGACUUGGGAUCUCCCUUUCCUGGCUGGCAGUUCCCACCUACCCUGGCCAGUCCCUUCCUAGCAGCUCCUGGUGGGGGUGGGGGAAGUGGGCCCAAGGCCAGUCUGGAGUUUGGAUGGUGGCUUCUUCAGCCGGGUUUCUCCAGUUUAAUAUAAAAAGUGGGGCCCGUAAUUGCAUUAAGACGUGUAUAAUUAUCCCGGAGGAGGGGAGAGCCCAGCCCCUGGUAAUUGCAGGCCUGCUUUGAACUGAUAAACGGUGAGUGAUUCAUGUUUUCUUUGGAGUUCACAUGCACAGAGCCAAUGCCCAGGCCCCGCUGACAAUGUGAGGAGCCUGUUCCUGGCUCCCGUGCUGCUGGGGCUCCUGGGCUGGGGCAGGGGAGGGGCGGAGGACCCCUCUCCUGGCUGCCAGCACAGGUGGCUGCAUAGCUCUUGAAGUGACAUCCGAGGAAAGAUCCUCAGGGAAAGGCAGCUGACAGCAAGCCGAGAGAGACCUGCCAGACACCAUGGCCGGGUCCUCUUGCUGCGGGAUCCUGGCUUAACUUCCUUGCUUGCCCAAGCCUCAGUUUCCCCAGGCACGUGCUGGGGGUGGGCGUUCACUCAGCCGUGGAUGUGGGGAGAUGGAGGACAAAGUGAAGGAGCAGGACUUGCUCUGCCCAGGACCUGUUCAUUGACUCAUUUGCCAGCCUGGGCCCCGGGGCAUUGGCUCUGGGGCACGCGGGGGACCGGCUCUGUCUCAUGGCGCUGCCAGUCUUGUGGGGAGAGUGCAAGUUUGGGAACAAGUCACAAAAGCAUUAGUGAGUCCUGUGCCGCAAACUGGCUGAGAGGGAGGGGUGGCCGCCACCUUUGGCUGGCUGGUUAGGGCAGACAGCUGAGACCCGAGCAGGAGUACGGGCAGGCGAGGGAAGGGUAUCCCAGUAGAGGGGACAGCAAGUCCAAAGGCCUGUGUGAGGGCAGGGGAGCCCUGUGUGACAGGGGCAGCCGUGGGAGCCCAGGGACCAGUGGGCCUUGUCUGGCAGCCUGUUGCCCUGUGGCUGCCUCCUGAGUCUGCACUGGGCAGAGGACUCCUAUCUUUUGGGCCUCUGCUUCCCCACCUGUAAAAUGGGGCAGCCGGUCUCUAUGAGCCGGGGCAAGGCCGCUCCUAACACCAAGAGGGCUCUCCUGCUGAUGGCAUCUUGUGGGCAUGCCCUAACCUUCCUCCUUUUGUCCACGAGAGAUGAGCUAUUGUCAUUUUCAUUUCAUAGAUGGAAAGCGGGGCUGGCAAAGAGGAGCAACUCCAGUCAGGGCCGCUUGGCUGCAGAGCCUCAGUGCAUCUGACUGCCAGUUGUUACGCUGGGAGGAGAUGAGAGUUUUCUAGAGAGAGUGGGGGUCCAUGCUACCAUUUGGGGGCCAGUGACCUGAUGUGCCUUGCAGAAAAGUGGCCCAAGCUACUGUGUAGGGCCUGGGCUGUUGGGCGUUUUGGGUGAGGCCAAGGGCUGUGCUUGUCCCGGUGGGAGACGCAGGGGAUGAAGCUGAUGGACUUUUGAGCGUGUGACCCGGAAGUGCCUGAGGCUCCCGGCCCCAUGAUUCCUGCAUCUGCAGCACCUGAGUGCCCUGGCCCUAGGCCCUGGCCCGCCAUGUCACUGCCACGUCUGAGCCUGCGGGUCCUCCCACUGCUGCUGCUGCUGGGGGAUGUGCAGGCUGCAGCGGGCACACCCAGGGCUGGCGGAGGACCGCAGCCUGCCUUCCGCACCUUCUUGGCCAGCGACUGGGGUCUUACCCACCUGGUGGUUCACGAGCAGACCGGUGAGGUGUACGUGGGUGCCGUGAACCGCAUCUACAAACUCUCGGGGAACCUGACGCUGCUGCGGGCACAUGUGACGGGGCCCGUGGAGGACAACGAGAAGUGCUACCCGCCCCCCAGCGUUCAGUCCUGCCCGCAUGGCCUGGGCAGCACCGACAACGUCAACAAGCUGCUGCUGCUGGACUACGCAGCCAAUCGUCUGCUGGCCUGCGGCAGCGCCUCCCAGGGCAUCUGCCAGUUCCUGCGGCUGGACGACCUGUUCAAGCUGGGUGAGCCGCACCACCGCAAGGAGCACUACCUGUCCAGCGUGCGGGAGGCGGGCAGCAUGGCUGGCGUGCUGAUUGCCGGGCCUCCAGGCCAGGGCCAGGCCAAGCUCUUCGUGGGCACGCCCAUUGACGGCAAGUCCGAGUACUUCCCCACGCUGUCCAGCCGCCGGCUCAUGGCCAAUGAGGAGGACGCUGACAUGUUCGGCUUCGUGUACCAGGACGAGUUCGUGUCAUCGCAGCUCAAGAUCCCCUCGGACACGCUGUCCAAGUUCCCGGCCUUCGACAUCUACUACGUGUACAGCUUCCGUAGCGAGCAGUUUGUCUACUACCUCACCCUACAGCUGGACACGCAGCUCACCUCGCCCGAUGCCGCUGGCGAGCACUUCUUCACCUCCAAGGUUGUGCGCCUGUGCGUGGACGACCCCAAGUUCUACUCAUACGUUGAGUUCCCCAUUGGCUGUGAGCAGGCAGGCAUCGAGUACCGCCUGGUGCAGGACGCCUACCUGAGCCGGCCUGGCCGCGCCCUGGCCCGCCAGCUGGGCCUGGCUGAGGAUGAGGACGUGCUGUUCACCGUGUUUGCGCAGGGCCAGAAGAACCGCGUGAAGCCGCCCAAGGAGUCCGUGCUCUGCCUGUUCACGCUACGGGCCAUCAAGGAGAAGAUCAAGGAGCGCAUCCAGUCCUGCUACCGUGGCGAGGGCAAGCUCUCCCUGCCCUGGCUGCUCAACAAGGAGCUGGGCUGCAUCAACUCGCCCUUGCAGAUCGACGACGAUUUCUGUGGGCAGGACUUCAACCAGCCUCUGGGGGGCACGGUCACAAUUGAGGGCAUGCCCCUGUUUGUGGACAAGGACGAUGGCCUGACCGCUGUGGCCGCCUACGACUACCGGGGUCGCACCGUGGUAUUCACCGGCACACGCAGUGGCCGCAUCCGAAAGAUCCUGGUAGACCUGGCAAAUCCCGGCGGCCGGCCAGCCCUGGCCUAUGAGAGCGUGGUGGCCCAGGAGAACAGCCCUAUCCUACGUGACCUGGUCCUCAGCCCCGACCGCCAGUACCUCUAUGCCAUGACAGAAAAGCAGGUGACUCGCGUGCCUGUGGAGAGCUGUGUGCAGUAUACAUCAUGCGAGCUGUGCCUGGGGUCACGGGACCCCCACUGCGGCUGGUGUGUCCUGCACAGCAUCUGCUCGCGGCAGGAUGCCUGCGAGCGGGCGGACGAGCCCCAGCGCUUCGCCUCCGACCUGCUGCAGUGUGUGCAGCUGACCGUGCAGCCUCGAAACGUCUCCGUCACCAUGUCUCAGGUUCCGCUUGUGCUGCAGGCCUGGAACGUGCCUGAUCUCUCGGCUGGCGUCAACUGCUCCUUUGAGGACUUCACGGAGUCUGAGAGCAUUCUGGAGGAUGGCUACAUCCACUGCCACUCGCCCUCUGCUCGCGAGGUGGCACCCAUCACGCGAGGCCAGGGAGACCAGCGAGUGGUCAAGCUUUACCUAAAGUCCAAGGAGACGGGCAAGAAGUUUGCGUCCGUGGACUUUGUCUUCUACAACUGCAGCGUCCACCAGUCCUGCCUGUCCUGUGUCAACGGCUCCUUCCCCUGCCACUGGUGCAAAUACCGCCACGUGUGCACGCACAACGCCGCCGACUGCGCCUUUCUGGAGGGCCGCGUCAACGUGUCUGAGGACUGUCCGCAGAUCCUGCCCUCCACACAGAUCUACGUACCGGUGGGCGUGGUGAAGCCCAUCACCCUGGCCGCCCGCAACCUGCCGCAGCCUCAGUCGGGCCAGCGUGGGUAUGAGUGCCUCUUCCACAUCCCGGGUGGCCCAGCCCGCGUCACUGCCCUGCGCUUCAACAGCUCCAGCCUGCAGUGCCAGAACUCCUCGUAUUCCUACGAGGGCAAUGAUGUCAGUGAUCUGCCUGUGAACCUUUCGGUGGUGUGGAAUGGCAACUUCAUCAUUGACAACCCUCAGAACAUCCAGGCCCACCUCUACAAGUGCCCGGCCCUUCGAGAGAGCUGCGGCCUCUGCCUCAAGGCCGAUCCACGCUUCGAGUGCGGCUGGUGCGUGGCUGAACGCCGGUGCUCCCUGCGCCCCCACUGCCCUGCUGAUUCACCUGCCGCCUGGAUGCAUGCCCGUCAUGGCAGCAGCCGCUGCGCCGACCCCAAGAUCCUCAAGCUAUUCCCUGAAACAGGCCCACGGCAAGGAGGCACGAGGCUCACCAUCACGGGUGAGAACCUGGGCCUGCGCUUCGAGGACGUGCGGCUGGGCGUGCGCGUGGGCAAGGUGCUGUGCAGCCCCGUGGAGAGCGAGUACAUCAGCGCCGAGCAGAUCGUCUGCGAGAUCGGGGACGCCAGCACCGUGCGCUCUCACGAUGCCCUGGUGGAGGUGUGCGUGCGAGACUGCUCCCCGCACUACCGGGCCUUGUCACCCAAGCGCUUCACCUUUGUGACUCCGACCUUCUACCGGGUGAGCCCUGCCCGAGGACCUCUGUCUGGGGGCACCUGGAUUGGCAUUGAGGGCAGCCACCUGAAUGCAGGCAGUGACGUGGCUGUGACUGUUGGUGGCCGGCCCUGCUCCUUCUCCUGGAGGAACUCCAGGGAGAUCCGGUGUCUGACGCCCCCCGGGCAGAGCCCCGGCAGCGUGCCCAUCGUCAUCAACGUCAACCGUGCCCAGCUCACCAACCCCGAGGUGAAGUACAACUACACAGAGGACCCCACCAUCCUGAAGAUCGACCCUGAGUGGAGCAUUAGCAGCGGAGGGACCCUCCUAACCAUCACGGGCACCAACCUAGCCACCGUCCGCGAACCCCGCAUCCGGGCCAAGUACGGAGGUGUCGAAAGGGAGAACAGCUGCCUGGUGUACAAUGACACCACCAUGGUGUGCCGCGCCCCAUCCGUGGACAACCCAACACGCAGCCCGCCAGAGCUGGGGGAGCGGCCAGACGAGCUGGGCUUCAUCAUGGAUGAUGUGCGUGCCCUGCUGGUCCUCAAUUCCUCCUCCUUCCUCUAUUACCCGGACCCUGUGCUGGAGCCGCUCAGUCCCACGGGCCUCCUGGAGCUGAAGCCCAGCUCCCCGCUCAUCCUCAAGGGCCGGAACCUCCUGCCACCUGCGCCUGGCAACUCGCGGCUCAACUACACGGUGCUCAUCGGCUCCACGCCCUGUGCACUCACCGUGUCAGAGACCCAGCUGCUGUGCGAGUCCCCCAACCUCACCGGGCAGCACAAGGUCACGGUCCGGGCUGGUGGUUUUGAGUUCUCGCCAGGGAUGCUACAGGUGUACUCAGAUAGCCUGCUGACUCUGCCCGCCAUUGUUGGCAUUGGCGGGGGUGGGGGCCUCUUACUGCUGGUCAUCGUGGCUGUGCUCAUCGCCUAUAAGCGCAAGUCUCGGGAUGCCGACCGCACCCUCAAGCGGCUGCAGCUGCAGAUGGACAACCUGGAGUCCCGCGUGGCUCUGGAGUGCAAGGAAGCCUUUGCCGAGCUGCAGACGGACAUCCACGAGCUGACCAAUGACCUGGAUGGUGCCGGCAUCCCGUUCCUCGACUAUCGCACGUACGCCAUGCGGGUGCUCUUCCCCGGGAUUGAGGACCAUCCGGUGCUCAAGGAGAUGGAGGUACAGGCCAACGUGGAGAAGUCGCUGACGCUGUUUGGGCAGUUGCUUACCAAGAAGCACUUCCUGCUGACCUUCAUCCGUACGCUGGAGGCCCAGCGCAGCUUUUCUAUGAGGGACCGUGGCAACGUGGCCUCGCUCAUCAUGACGGCCCUGCAGGGCGAGAUGGAGUAUGCCACGGGGGUGCUCAAGCAGCUGUUGUCUGAUCUAAUCGAGAAGAACCUUGAAAGCAAGAACCACCCCAAGCUGCUGCUGCGCCGGACCGAAUCUGUGGCGGAGAAGAUGCUGACCAACUGGUUUACCUUCCUUUUGUACAAAUUUCUGAAGGAGUGUGCGGGGGAGCCCCUCUUCAUGCUCUACUGCGCCAUCAAGCAGCAGAUGGAGAAGGGCCCCAUCGACGCCAUCACUGGUGAGGCCCGCUACUCCCUGAGUGAGGACAAGCUCAUCCGGCAGCAGAUCGACUACAAGACGCUGACCCUGAACUGUGUGAACCCCGAGAAUGAGAAUGCUCCUGAGGUGCCCGUAAAGGGACUGAACUGCGACACAGUGACACAAGUCAAGGAGAAGCUGCUGGAUGCCGUGUACAAGGGCGUGCCCUACUCCCAGCGGCCGAAGGCUGGGGACAUGGACCUGGAGUGGCGCCAGGGCCGCAUGGCACGCGUCAUCCUGCAGGAUGAGGACGUGACUACCAAGAUUGACAAUGACUGGAAGAGGUUGAACACGCUGGCCCACUAUCAGGUGACAGAUGGGUCUUCAGUGGCCCUGGUGCCCAAGCAGACGUCUGCCUACAACAUCUCCAACUCAUCCACCUUCACUAAGUCCCUCAGCAGAUACGAGAGCAUGCUGCGCACAGCCAGCAGCCCUGACAGCCUCCGUUCCCGCACGCCCAUGAUCACGCCCGACCUGGAGAGCGGCACCAAGCUGUGGCAUCUGGUGAAGAACCACGACCACCUGGACCAGCGGGAGGGCGACCGGGGCAGCAAGAUGGUCUCAGAGAUCUACCUGACACGCCUGCUGGCCACCAAAGGCACGCUGCAGAAGUUUGUGGACGACCUCUUUGAGACCAUCUUCAGCACAGCGCACCGGGGCUCGGCCCUGCCGCUGGCCAUCAAGUACAUGUUCGAUUUUCUGGACGAGCAGGCCGACCAACACCAGAUUCACGACUCAGACGUGCGCCACACCUGGAAGAGCAACUGCCUACCCCUGCGCUUCUGGGUGAACGUGAUUAAGAACCCGCAGUUCGUGUUCGACAUCCAUAAGAGCAGCAUCACAGAUGCCUGCCUGUCGGUGGUGGCCCAGACCUUCAUGGACUCCUGCUCCACGUCUGAGCACAAGCUGGGCAAGGACUCGCCAUCCAAUAAGCUGCUCUAUGCCAAGGACAUCCCCAACUACAAGAGCUGGGUGGAGAGGUACUAUGCUGACAUCGCCAAGAUGCCCGCCAUCAGCGACCAGGACAUGAGUGCCUAUCUGGCGGAGCAGUCGCGGCUGCACCUGAGCCAGUUCAACAGCAUGAGCGCCUUGCAUGAGAUCUACUCCUACAUCACCAAGUACAAGGAUGAGAUCCUGACAGCGCUGGAGAAGGAUGAACAGGCACGGCGGCAGCGACUCCGGAGCAAGCUGGAGCAGGUGGUGGACACAAUGGCCCUGAGCAGCUGAGACACCAGGCUGUCACCACCCAGCGGGAGUUGGGCAAGAGGGCCCGCGGGGGUGGCCUCCGUCCGGCAGCCAGAUCUUGGAGGCCCCGGAGGCAGCCUCGCCCCCAGGAGCAGGUGCCAGUGUACUGGGGCUGGUGCGAAGUCAGCGUCCUCCUGGCCCUCCCCCUCCGCCUCCUGCCUGGCGGGGGUGCCAGUUCUGCUCCGCGUGGGUGACAGUGCCUGUAGCGCCUCCUGUGCCCAGAGCUGCUCACCACAGGGCUGGGGGAGCCCGGGUGUGACCCUUGGCUUUGGGGAGAGUCGGGUGACCACCAAGGACCUAGGGGUAAGGCUGGAAGAGGUAGCCGGCCUGGUCUAUCCCCUUGAGGCUGUGCUGCCAAGGUCAGAGGGCGAGGACAAGGGGCUAGGCAGGUAUUCACCAUUCCCGGCCGCCUGGGCAGAGUGUGAGGCCCUGACAGCAGCCCCGGGGGAGGCUGAGCGGCCAGGGCCCCAAUGAGGAGAGCUCAGGUCGGGCCGCCUGUUGCCGCCACCUGCCGAAUCCGCGUUUGGUCACCUCUACACUCGCUGCUGCACCACCACCACCAUCGUCCGAUUCACCGCGUGCUGUCCGCGGCCGCGGCCGAGGCCGGAGCGCCACGUCCCCCUGGCCCAGGGAGGCCCCGGCUCCCUCCUAUGGAGGGGCUGCAGAACGGCUCGCUCGAAGCCCCCAGGUGGCCUCCAGAAGGACUCGAUGACUCCUCUCCUGUCCUCAGGGCUGUGCCUCUGGGAGCCGCUGGGGUCUGGGGCUCCGGGCCAUGAGUGCACGUUCCCAUUAUUUAUUCCCCCACCACGCUGCUCCCGCACCCACCCCAGGCGGGCUGUGCUCUCCGGCUGUGCAGGUCUUGGGAGCAGUCCCUGCCUACCCCUCCCCUCUCUGUGUCCCCUGCUCUCCAUGUCCACCUUUAGCGGCUUCUGGCCUGGCAUCUCUGCAGUGCCAGCCCCUUGAGAGCGGUGGGACACCCGUGUGGGCAGCCAAUGGGGCUGUGAAGGCCCUGGGUGGGGGGGAAUGCAGUGACUGGAGGGCCUGGGGAUGGCCCUGCCCACCCUGCUUGUGGUGAGCAAGAAGAACACAUUUUUAAUUAAAAAACAAAACAAAACAUCCUGUACAUAUAUAUAUAUAUCUAUAUAUAUGUGGCUCUGGCCUCAGUCUCCAGCCCCAGUGGGGUCCUGUAUAGCUACCUGGAGGAGGAGAAACUUCACAGUGUAGAAUAAGGAAACUAAGGCAGUGGGAAAGCAAUCCCAAAUGGUCGUGGAGAAAGUGGCCAGGGUUCCUUGAAUGGAGCCCCCUGCCAAGGCCUCUGCCCCUCGACCUGCGGGUCAUUCUGUUUUCGUUUUGACGUAAGAAGGAGAGAACUUGUUGGAGGCCCCUUGAGUGCAUCCAGGGCACGCGGGGCCGUGGACUCCUGCAUGACCGUGCUAGCGUUUAGUCUGACUUGAUCUUUUUGAAACUGCAAGUGUUGAAUACUAGAGGUUGUUAGACCCUUUUUUUAUGUUUUUUAAUUAAUCAGUCACUUGUGAAAGCCAACAAGCGGCCCGGCCCCUUUUCAAGUUCACUUUUUUCGACGGUACUAAAGACGCCCACGGACUUUAAGGGACAGCUAACUGUGGCCGGCCCCGCACCCUGGGGGCCACCCGUCUUGGGUUCCCCCCCCUUCCUAAGCUGCGUGAGCCACACCCUGGAGAUCAGGUGAGGGGCCGCCCCCUCUCGUCGGGGAGUUGCAUGAAACCCAAGCUCUCCUGGUCAGGAAGCUGCUGGACCAGGGCAGGUGGGGGCCCCGGUGGAGCUCAGGCUGGGCCCUGGACCCGGGCAGCCAAGGAGGACUGUCUGUCUAGAGACCAGGCUGUCUUCUGGGAGCCUCUUUCCUUGGCGCAGAUUCCCGUCCUCGGGCGCAUCCCUGCCUCCCCUGUGGUGUGGCAAUGCCAUGCCUGGGGGCAAGCCUCUCCUCCCCUGUGAAGUCUUCCCGGGGUGCUGGCUUCUACCUGAAGCCCCUGGUCUUCCAGUUCUAUGAGGGUCAGGUGGGGGCGCUUCUGCCCUGUGCCCCCCCCCCCGCUUCAGAGUCCAGCUCCAGCCCCUCCCCACCCUUCCUGGUCCCCACAGAGCAGAGCCCCUGUGCCUGCCUCUGGGAGUCUGCAGGUUCCAGGGCAGUGCCCUCCUGUGCCCUAGUCACCUGGACGGUGGGUGGGCAGGGCAGAGGGGCAGAGGGAGGUGCAAGCACUUUAGCAGUCCCUGUUUACACAUGAGCCCCGGAGCCAAUCCCAAACCACCCUCAGGUGCAACAGGCCCCCAGCCUGCCUUCCUGCCGGGGCCGCAGCUCCGCCCCGCACCCUCUCCCGCACAGGCCCCGGUGCGAGUGCUCCUGCAGGGCUCCAACCCCAAACGCGGGCAUGGGGACCUGGCAGCAGUCCGGAAUCAGAGCCCUGUUCUGUGAUAGCCUGAAGGCCCUCCUGCAGCCUCUGGCCUUGGGAGAUCCGGGCCACAGCGCGGGCUGCAGGGGCUCCCCGCCUGUCCCAGACUGCUGUCGCAGGCCCCCCACCCCUGCACAUCCUUCCCUGUUUGCACCUUCCAUGCUUGCACCGUCUCAGCAGUGCCCAGGGCAGCUCACGCCUCGCUCUGGGAGCCUGGUCCUUCCAUAUACCUCGAGCUUGCCCUGCGCUCCCUGACCCAGGGCCCGAGGGGCCACGGUGGGGGGCUGCGGACAAGGGACCUGGGGUGCCCAAGACCGAGGGCCCUGAACACUACCCCCGCCAUCCCUGGUCUGGCCUUGCUGAGACCACCCCACCCCUGGCUCCCCAGUUCUGGAUCUGAUGGCUCACGUCGUUGGUGCUAAACAAGCUAGAAUAGAUAUAUUUAGAGAGAGAGAAAGAUAUUUUUAAGACGAAGCCCACAAUUAGCUGUCCUUGAAUGCCACAGAGCCCCCACUCAAAGGAAGAGCGAUCACUGGGCCGGCCGGAGCCGCCCCCCCCCCCCCCCCGGCCACUGCCCUCCCGAACGGGCGGCAUGGCCGAUGGGACGCUCGGCCCAUGGACUGUGUAAAUAUACGGCUAUUUCCUAUUUUACUGGUCUCCAGAUUUAGUACUUGUAAAUACACACACACAUUAAGGAGAGAUUAAACAUUUUUGCUAAA